Messenger RNA from Physella acuta, 4337 nucleotides. RefSeq lists its product as uncharacterized. Gene Ontology annotation, cellular component: nucleus. NCBI's taxonomy places the organism in Eukaryota, Metazoa, Mollusca, Gastropoda, Physidae. Gene Ontology annotation, molecular function: protein binding. The record is from RefSeq and is a predicted model, not a curated record.
UGUGCCAAAGUUGUUGUGGCAUGAGAGUGGUGCCCAGCCAGUGGUGCCCAGUUAGUGCUGCCCAGUUAUUUCUGCCCAGUUAGUGCUGCCCAGUUAGUGGUACUAUUCAGCUGAUGGUUAUCAAGUGGUGCAUGUUUUUAUUCUAUAUCCCAACGCUCUGAUGUCUCAGGACAACAUUAGUUUACACUGGAUGUGUUUUCCUGUCUUGUAAGGCUGAAGCCGAAGUAGACGUUGAAUGUUCUAGGUUGAUCAAGUUGCUGGUUAACGGAUAAAACAAUGUGUUAAAGUCUGAUCAACUCAAACUGCUGAGGACCAAAAAUAAUAAUCUCCAGUUGACCGGAAGAAACAAACUGUUGGGACCGGAAGUAAAAAAAAAAUGAGGUGUAGAAAACGGGAAUAACGAUAAAAAGGGUACUGGAAGUUGAAUUUCAAUAAUGGAUUAUCUAAUUCAAGCCGGAAGUGAUUAUCUGAUGACAUCAGAAGUAACAAUCUUCUUACACCGGAAGUGGCAGUCUGUUGAUAACCGCACUUACGAUCAGAUGAGAACUGGAAGCUAGAAAGAACAGUCUCUAAUUACAUUCGGAUUGUGGAUCUGUAAAUGCCUGGAAGUAACAAUAUAUAAGAAUUAACAAUCCACUAAGGACCGGAUUCAGCAAUCUAUUCAGGAGCGGAGAUAAAAAAGAAAUAUUUUUAAAAAAUAAAAUCUUUUACACACUUUUCAUAAUGUGGGACCCCGACAAUUUGCAUCAGCUAUUUUAUAGCAUAAUGCAUGAUUUAAAAAUACACCCUCAGAACAUGACCGCUGUUGAGCUAGCGACGACAACAGCUCGGGUCUUGUAUUUGCACUACAAACGAAAUCCCGAAUUCGUAAAAAACAGCACCAGGUUAUCUUUACUGAUGUGUUUUUUCCUUCUUUUUUACAUCAUCUACUACAAGAUGACGAAGCUCAGAGUCCCAUGCAAGAGGCGCCUGAAGCAUCUCAUACUGGGCCGGACGCCGUCCCAUUUUGUGGCCCAGAACGGCUACGUCGUGCUGGAUGACGUCUUACGUCAGUACGAACACGUCCGGGACGUCCUCGGUAACACGCCUUUGCAUUUGUGUGCCCAAAGCGGCCAUGUUGAAAUCGGCGCGAUCUUCGUCAAAAACGGUGCGGAAAUCAACGCCAAGAGUGGUAUUUUUAGACACGGGAAAACCCCUUUGCAGAUCGCAGCUGAAAAUGGUAACGCGGAGUUCGUGCGGAUGUUGAUUGCAAGUGGGGCGUCUGUGGAUGUGCAGGGCUUGGAUAAGAAGACGGCUUUACAUUUAGCAUCAGAGAAGGGGUGUGGUAGAGUGGUAGACGCGCUGCUAGAAGCCAGGGCUUGCGUGAAGUUAAAGGACUCUAUGGGGAGAACGGCUUUACACUACAGCGCAGAGAAGGGUCAUGGAGACAUUCUACGGGCGCUGUUGGACGCAGGGGCGUCGCCAAAUAUCCGCGACAGUGAUGGUAAAACAGCUUUACACUACGCUGCCAUCAAUGGACACAAUGAGACAGUUUUAGUUCUGGUAAAGGUUACAGAUUUUAUCGACACCGGAGACAACAGCGACAAAACAGCUUUACACUCCAGCUCCCAGAGAGGUCACACGGAAGUCGUGAAGACGUUACUGGAAGCCGGAGCCGGCGUUGACGUCAGGGACGUGCUCGGGAAAACCCCGCUCCACUACAGCGCCGGGUCCAACGCCGUUGACGUCAUGAGAUUGCUCCUGCCGAGAGUGGGUGACGUUGACGUCACGGACAACUGUGGCGUCACGCCCCUGGAUGAGGCGCGGAAACAAAAUCACGAUGACGCAGUGGCUGUGCUUAGGGGUCGCGGGGCGAAAGGGUCAUGUGACAAUCAAGGUGGAAAGAAAACAUCUAUCGGUGCUUUCAAGUGUCGAUGGAAAUUUCCGAAAAUUUUUAUACUGAGAAAUUAUCCAGAAUUUCGUAUUAAAAGAUCGACAGAAUCCAAAUGGAAAAUCCCGAACCUGUUCCCAACAAAAAAAUCUUCUACAACCAAAACACACAAGACACAACCUAAAUCGUCAUCAGGCCGCUGCCCUAAACUCCCAUGUCGUCUACCUUUGAAUGAUAACAGUACUGUAAUCCCUCUGGGGCUCGACUCACCGUUUUCUUUCUAUGGCGAUGAAUCUCCGCAUUCGACUCCAUUUUAUCAUGACAGUGCCCGCUGUUCCAGAUUGGAUAAAGACAACGUCUUUCUCUCAAUGCCCUUUGACACGGGCACUUCUGCCUAUUUCGACACGGGUACAAGAACACCCGUAGAUGACGGAGGCUUGUUGUUAUGUGACCUUCAUACAAGCAGUGAAGUUGAAGUCAUCGGUGGUAAUACCAUGAUUGGUUCAAGCCAGAUUAGACCUAUAAAUACAAGCCGAUCAGGACCGUCGGGCAAACGCCAGAAGAGACGCAUUAAAACUAGACAUUCUAAAUCCACUAAAAAAUGCCAGUCACCACCUCUUGAUGAAACUGUUCUGAAUAUCACUGACCACGGACCAAUCUCGAUGAAGUAUGAUCAUUCAAGCGUAGCAGAUGUGCAACACCACGACAACAACUGUCCAGCAACACUUCCAGAUACAGCAGUUACAAAUUACCAGAACAAAAUCUCAACAACGUCAAAUAUGGCGAUGUAUGUUCAAGGGACUGAUAAAACAGGGCAUAGAAUUGACAGCAUAGGACAACGAGAAACAGGAGUUCCUGCAGGUAGCACAGGUGCACAAGUUUCAGGACAGGUAGUGGCAGGAGAUGUCCUGGACGGGGUAGUCAAGGGAAACAACCAAGUUACAUGCCCAAUGGAAGGAGAAGAUGGAUCCACGGAAUGUGGUGAAACAUGGAGGAAAGAAAACACAAGAGAAUUUUCUUCAGCUGAUCAGGACUGUCUCUGUUAUGGUAACCAUCUUGAGAAUCAGCAGUUCAAAGUUCAGAGGUCACCAAAUAGAUUCGUUUUGUACAAGUUCCGGUUAAGACAACGAAGGAGAUCUGUGUAUAAGAGCAGUUUGGCCAGAUCAAUUGACAACCAAAUGGCCAAUAAUUUCAGGUUUACUAAAAGAGGUAGGAUCCUUUGUCGUAGCAAGUUGCGCAACGAGGAAAACGCUUUGAGAAAUAAUAUACCCUCUGGUAACGCUAAAACCGGCGGAUGUAAACUGGUAGAUGGUUGCUCAGCUGGUUAUUUAAAAACUAACACAAGAUUAACCAGGAAACAACUCACAGCAAACAAACAAGAACUACACAAUCAAAACACUGACAAGAAAACUAUAAACAAAACAAAACAAAAGGACACGGAGAAUCAGAAAAAAAAUUCAACCACAGCAGACUCAAUGAAUGUGGGCUAUUUUGGGUUUGUUAAAGAAAACAAACCAACCAGAACGGGUUCCUUGACCGAUACAGACGGCUGCAUUCCGGUACUGGCUGUGCAGAAUUUGAUUGAGUGUUGUCUAAGUACCGCGACAAACAAGAAAACUGGGAAACAAAAAGCCAGUAGGAUUGGGAAGAAUAUUGUAACUUUUCAACUAAAAUACUCCCCAAACAUCAUACACCAUUGCAAUGAGUUGCAUGUCGAGAAUGUGAAAUACCUGGCUACUGACAGCAAUCAGAACAUCUUCAUUGGGCACGUCUAGACUCAAAUUAUUGACACCCCUCUAGUGACACAUAAAAGGUGACAUCUGCAUUGGGCACGUCUCGAGUCAGAUUGAUGACACCAUUUUAGUGACACCUGUAUGGUGACAUCUUCAUUUGGCAUGCCUACCGUCAGAUAAGUGACACCACUUUAGUGACAUCUGACAUAUGCACUGUUGACAUCCUCAUCGGUCUCCCUGGGAUUACAAUGUGAAAUCAAUAAACUCUGUUAUUUGUUUUGAUAUUUUUAUUUAAAUUUUCAAUAAUGUACACCUUUGCAUUUUAAUCCGUAUUGUUAUACUAUUGUGUUUGUUUAAUGUAAAUUGUUAUGUUAUUGCAGCCGGUCCAAAUGUUUAUUUAAGUACAGAUAUAACAAGUGUGAUAACACGGAGGCCUUAAAUAUUAUUAUAUUGUUAUAAACUAGGGCAUUCUUAAUAUAUUUUUUUUUUCUAUAUUUCAACCAGUCACUGCAUUUUAUUAAAGGAUUGGCACUUGUAAGAGAUCUGUGUUUUUAUCUAUAUUUAGAUAGACUUCCACAUUUACACUGUAAAGCUUUUAUACUUAACUAAUGAAAGACAACAAUGGCACCUUAUGUCAAAACAAAGUACGACAAGAUUUUAGGUAUUUUAAAAAAAUAGCCAGUUAUCUCUCUUACAAUAUAUGUACUUAAAAUAAUUAUACGAUUACUAUUUUA